AUGGAGCUUGGCUUGGAGAAUGAGUUCUUCUCUCCUUACCUUCAUGAUAGUGCCUUUGGCUGGUAUUUCGACCACGACCUCUGUUUACUUGCAAACUUGAGCGACUACCAGCGGCUAGUCCUUCCUAACUCUGGUGGGAAUGAGUAUGAAUAUGACAGAUGGAGUCAGUACAAAGCGUUUUAUAACACCCCUGAUGCUGAUAGAGAGUAUGUGCUGUACUGGGAAAAGAUGGUCAAGGAAAUGAAGUGGCUUGAAAAUCAUGUGCUUAAAGAUUUUCUGGAGUGGGUGCCAAUGCGCCGUAAAGGUUUGUACCAAUCAAUUAAGAUUGCCAAUGGGUUCACCAACAUUCAUUUGGGUCUAACAUGUCAUGGUUUCGAGGAGUAUGUAUUGAGGACUCGCCUUUAUCGUCUGUUUGUCGAAGGUCUUGACCGUGCCUUUCUUGAGAUUUGGAAGCGGGUCAAUGAGGGUCAGAUGUGUUUCAGAGAUGCUCUGCAGGAUGUUUACAAUGAGAAUCCGGUUCCAUUGCGCCAACAUAGUUUGAAGGCUGAGCUGGAGUGGCCCGGCGGUUUUUUGCAACUGGAGCGACAAUUCCGCCGGUGCACAGAAGGCAUUAGUAAGGAAGUAAGUCUUCCAGAUCAAAGAGUCCAAGAGUUGAUUGCGCAGGAAAUUAAUUACAAGCGUGCGUUGCCAAAGACGUAUGCACAGUACGCCAGGAAGAAGCUCCAGGUUGCACAAGUCUUGGGAAUCAUUCCCAGGGCCGAGAUACCAGCGUAG
Molecule: messenger RNA, 774 nt
Organism: Triticum turgidum subsp. durum (durum wheat)
Lineage: Eukaryota; Viridiplantae; Streptophyta; Magnoliopsida; Poales; Poaceae
Source: the annotation of a GenBank genome assembly